AUGGGCUGUUCUCUCUCACGUGCAGAUCAGAAGACCCGCCCAGUUACGUCACGCGUAGGCAUGCUGCCUCAGCAGGAAGAGGAUCAAAGAUAUGAGGAAGAAGAUGAAGUAUAUGAUGAUCCAGAUCCUCAAAUGUAUAAUUACGGGGGGCCUGAAGAAGAUGAGGAAAGAAUUCCAUGUGAAGUCUCUUUCCAAACCCUCAUGUCAAGUCCUGGCGAAAAAAGAGUUUUUGAAUACAAAUUUUUAAGAUUAAUAGGUCGAGGAACGGGCGCUGAAGUCUAUUUAAUAUUAAAUACAGAAACAAAUACGUAUUAUGCAGCAAAAGUUUACGACAAAACGAUGCUUCAAUACAAUACUUUAAAUAAUGGUCCUACCAUACAAAAAGUUCUUCAAGAAAUUCAAGUAAUGUCAAUGAUUAAAUGCAAAUAUUGUAUCCAAUUUAAAGAAGUUUUAGAAGAUCAAGUUUAUAACGCAUAUUAUAUUAUCGAAGAAUUUGCAGAUAACGGCUGCUUAUUACCUCAAAAAGUGAAAACCACGCCGAUUCCAGAGGAAAAGGCCAAGGAUGUUUUCUUCCAGAUUUGUCAAGGAGUACGUUAUUUACAUUCUAAAAAUAUUGUGCAUAGAGAUUUAAAGCCGGAAAAUAUAAUGACAUUUUCUGACGGGCAUGUAGCAAUUGGCGAUUAUUCAGCAGCAAGAUUCAUGAUCGAUUCAGAAUAUUUAGAUGAUACAGAAGGAACACCAGCGUUUACGUCACCGGAACAGUUUACAGGCCAACCAUUUAAAGGUAAGCCAGCUGAUGUGUGGGCUUGCGGAGUUUCUUUAUUUAUUAUGUUAUUCGGUUACGUUCCUUUCUUAGAUGGUAGUAACAAUGACUCGGUUUAUCUUGCGGUUUGGGUUAGAAAUUCAGAGAGGGUUAAAAAUGAUCCUUUAGUGUUUCCUGAUUCUAUACCUGUAUCAGACGACGCAAAAGAUUUAAUAUUGCAUUUAAUGGAUAAAAAUCCUGAUACGAGAUUUACUAUUAACGAUGCUUUGCAUCAUAAAUGGUUCCAAUCUCUACCUAAUUAUAACGAAGUUAUGUCUUCAUUGUACUUACCUUCAAUAGCUGAAAAAGCUCAGAAUUGA
Molecule: messenger RNA, 1122 nt
Organism: Trichomonas vaginalis G3
Lineage: Eukaryota; Parabasalia; Trichomonadida; Trichomonadidae
Product: peptidyl-threonine phosphorylation
Exons: 1
Coding region: 1-1122 (373 amino acids)
Biological process (GO): protein phosphorylation; intracellular signal transduction
Cellular component (GO): cytoplasm
Molecular function (GO): ATP binding; protein serine/threonine kinase activity
Source: RefSeq, a predicted model, not a curated record